AUGGUCACAAUUGCCAAAGAACAACAGCAUAGUAGUAGUUUCAUCGUGGACUUCUUAAUGGGUGGUGUCUCAGCAGCCAUUGCUAAGACAGGUGCAGCCCCCAUUGAAAGAGUGAAAAUAUUGAUGCAAAACCAAAGUGAAAUGUUAAAACAAGGUUCAUUAGAUACUCCAUACUUGGGUAUAGUGGAUUGUUUCAAGAAAACAGCUAGUCAUGAAGGUAUCAUAUCGUUUUGGAGAGGUAAUACUGCAAAUGUUCUUAGAUAUUUCCCCACUCAAGCUUUGAAUUUUGCCUUCAAAGAUAAAAUUAAGGCAAUGUUUGGUUAUACUAAGGAGAAAGAUGGGUAUAGGAAAUGGUUUGUAGGGAAUAUAGUAUCUGGUGGGUCUGCUGGUGGGUUAUCCUUAUUAUUUGUCUAUUCUUUAGAUUAUGCAAGAACAAGAUUGGCGGCAGAUGCUAAAUCAAAGAAAAGUGGAAUGCCAAGAAAGUUUAAUGGUAUAUUGGACGUUUAUAAAAAGACUUUAAACUCUGAUGGUAUCCUGGGGUUAUAUAGAGGAUUCUUACCUUCUGUUUGUGGAAUCAUGGUUUAUCGUGGUCUAUAUUUUGGGCUUUAUGACUCUUUAAAACCGGUCCUUUUAACUGGCGUAUUAGAAAAUUCAUUCUUAGCAUCAUUCUUAUUGGGUUGGGCAGUCACCAUUACCGCUUCAACAACUUCUUACCCAUUAGAUACAGUUAGAAGAAGAAUGAUGAUGACCUCUGGCCAAGCAAUCAAAUAUAAAGGUGCAUUAGAUUGUUUCAAAAAGAUCAUUGCUGAAGAAGGUGUUUAUUCUUUAUUUAAAGGAUGUGGAGCCAAUAUCUUUAGAGGUGUCGCCGCAGCGGGGGUCAUUUCAUUGUAUGACCAAUUACAGUUAUUACUAUUUGGUAAGAAGUUUAAGUAA
This is a messenger RNA of Naumovozyma dairenensis CBS 421, 933 nucleotides long. It is a transcript of the gene AAC1, whose product is annotated as ADP/ATP carrier protein AAC1. Gene Ontology annotation, biological process: mitochondrial ADP transmembrane transport; mitochondrial ATP transmembrane transport. Bases 1 to 933 code for a protein of 310 amino acids. Lineage: Eukaryota; Fungi; Ascomycota; Saccharomycetes; Saccharomycetales; Saccharomycetaceae. Gene Ontology annotation, cellular component: mitochondrial inner membrane. The record is from RefSeq and is a predicted model, not a curated record. Gene Ontology annotation, molecular function: ATP:ADP antiporter activity. The transcript has a single exon.